AAAGGCUGUGAGGCACAUUGUGCAGACGACCAGUUCCGGUGUCACAACAACCUCUGCAUCUCACUUAAAUGGGUUUGUGACGGUCAAGAAGACUGCAAGAUGGGAGAAGAUGAAAAGGGUUGUCAAGAAACAGUUGUCCCUUCUUGCUCUGUGAAUGAGUAUGUGUGUGCCAGCGGAGGCUGUGUGUCAGCCAGCCUGCGGUGUGACGGACAUGACAACUGCCUGGACGGUUCAGAUGAGGUGGGCUGUGUGAAGGAGUGCAGAGAGGACGAGUUCCUGUGUCUGAAUCGUGCUCACUGUAUCCCCAGGCGCUGGCGCUGUGACGAUGUGUUAGACUGCAUGGAUCACAGCGAUGAAGAGAACUGCAACCAUGGAGCAUUUUUCUGCCGGGCUGAUGAAUUCAUUUGUAACAACACCUUGUGCAAACUCCACACAUGGGUGUGUGAUGGCAAGGACGAUUGUGGCGAUAACUCUGACGAAGACAUAGACAUGUGUGUUAAGCUUCCUUGCCCUCCUACAAGGCCCUUCCGCUGUAGAAAUGACCAUGUGUGUCUGCGCACGGACCAAGUCUGUAACAAAUUGAAUGACUGUGGUGACAACUCAGAUGAAGAGGAGUGUGGUGAGUACAGAGAGCACGGGGAGCACAGAGCUGAUGCUGCUCUAAGCA
Messenger RNA from Nematolebias whitei (Rio pearlfish), 667 nucleotides. RefSeq names its product low-density lipoprotein receptor-related protein 1B. The record is from RefSeq and is a predicted model, not a curated record. The annotation marks the transcript as partial. Gene Ontology annotation, molecular function: protein binding. Lineage: Eukaryota; Metazoa; Chordata; Actinopteri; Cyprinodontiformes; Rivulidae. The transcript is spliced from 5 exons.